Vitis riparia (riverbank grape) is the source of this 852-nucleotide messenger RNA. RefSeq lists its product as uncharacterized. Bases 1 to 852 code for a protein of 283 amino acids. The transcript is spliced from 4 exons. NCBI's taxonomy places the organism in Eukaryota, Viridiplantae, Streptophyta, Magnoliopsida, Vitales, Vitaceae. The record is from RefSeq and is a predicted model, not a curated record.
AUGGUGUGUGAGAUCACCCUUUUGGUGGCUGGUGGAUGGGCAUCAAAGGACAUCAUGCCACCAAGAAGAGCAGCUUCUUCACAAAACAGUCAGGCUAAUGAUGAUGUACCUCCAGUUGAGGGUUUGCCUCAUGUGAGUGCAGAAGGGAUCUAUAGGUAUCUUGGGACACUAGCUGGUUUAGUUGAACGCCAAGCUCGAGCUGCUGGGACUAAUGUUCAGGGACAAUCUUCAUCUUCUAGGGGUAGCUCUUUUGAUGACUUCAAGAAAUUGGGUCCUCCUUACUUUUCUGGUGCUACAGAUCCCACAGAGGCAGAGGCUUGGAUCCUGAAGAUGGAGAAAUUCUUUGGUGUAAUAGAUUGCUCUGAGGAGCAAAAAGCCUCUUAUGCAGCUUUUAUGUUAGAUAAAGAGGCAGAUCAUUGGGAGGCUUUCUACAAGAAGUAUUUCCCUGACAGUGUUAGGCGGCAGAAGGUGGGAGAGUUUAUUCGUUUGGAACAGGGGGAUAUGACUGUGGCUCAGUAUGAGGCCAAAUUUACAAAGUUAUCACGUUUUUCCCCACAGUUGAUUGCUACAAAGGAGGAAAAGCUUGGUGUCUAUUCAGAGGUUGUUGAUAGAGCCCUUAUAGCAGAGAAAGAUAAUGAGGAGCUUCAUCAGUAUAGGGAACAACAAAGGAAGCAAAAUAGGAGUGAUGGUGCUCAUGGUAAUCAAGCACAACGAAGGUCUACAUCAGAAAGAAAUCAUAAUAAAGGGAAGGCAGCGCAGAAUUUAGAUGGGGCUUGUCCUACUUGUGGUAAGAAGCAUGGGGGUAGGCCAUGCUAUAGAGAGAUUGGAGCUUGCUUUGGUUGUGGGAAGUAA